Penicillium verrucosum is the source of this 924-nucleotide messenger RNA. Its product is annotated as putative short chain dehydrogenase/reductase. The transcript is spliced from 5 exons. Gene Ontology annotation, molecular function: oxidoreductase activity. Bases 1 to 924 code for a protein of 307 amino acids. The record is from RefSeq and is a predicted model, not a curated record. NCBI's taxonomy places the organism in Eukaryota, Fungi, Ascomycota, Eurotiomycetes, Eurotiales, Aspergillaceae.
AUGCAAGAAUACACCCACACAGGACCUGUUGAUUGCAGCAAGCCAAUCAAUGUGGAGAACCUCAAGGGGAAAACGGCAAUUGUAACUGGAGGUGCCAACGGUUUGGGAGAAGCCUAUGUUCGGGCUCUGGUUGCCGCAGGCGUCAAAGUCUGCAUCGGUGACCCUGAUGUUCAAAAGGGAAGCAAAUUGGAAGAAGAACUCUCUGGGACUAAAUUCAUUCGCUGCGAUGUCACCAAGUGGAGUGAUCAAAUCAACCUCUUUCGCCAAGCUGUCCUCUUCUCUCCAACAGGGAGGAUUUCCCAUGUCAUAGCCAACGCGGGUAUUCAUCGCCAGGACGAAGUCUUUUUGUACUCUGGUGACGAUAAAGAGCCAGAAGAACCCAAAUUGAGCGUCAUUGACGUCAACAUCAAGGGUACACUCUAUACGGCCAAAUUAGCCGCACAUUAUUUCAUUCGGCAGAAUGGCACAGAAGUAUCACAAAAACAGGAGGAUUGCUCUUUAGUUUUGAUCGGAUCUGGUGCAGCAUUCCUGGACUGUCCACGGGCCCCUCAGUACAGUGCGAGCAAAUGGGCCGCACGCGGAAUUAUGCACUCGUUGAGAAGAACCGCCCAUUUCUACGGCAGUCGGGUCAACAUCAUCUCUCCAUGGUAUGUCAAAACGAACAUUUUAUCUGAAGAAGUUUUCAACCAUGUAUCCAACGUGGGAGUUGAGUUUGCAAAGGCGGAAGAUGCAGGCCAAUCCCUCUUGAGAAUCCUCAGCGACGUCAACAUUAACGGGCAUUCGUUGUUCGUUUCAGGGAGAAAGUGGACUCAUAAUGGAUACCUUGAUCUUGAUUUGGAGGAUUACUCGCAGAGUCCACUAAUCCAGGAGAUACAAGAAGAUCAAAUGAAAUCGGCACCUGUCUCUCUAGGCUUGUUUGCGUGA